UCCUCCCCUCCCUUAUCCCUUCCCCAACCUCUCGCCAAUUCUCCCAAUCCCCAAAAACCCCCAUCGCUCACACACUAGAAUCCACCACCCCCUUACCUUCCUUCCUAGGGUUUCGCAAACCCUCCAGUCAGCGUCGUCCUCCCCCUCGCUAUAGCUUUCGCUCUCUAUCGGCAAUGGCGACCACGACCUUCCCCACCUCGACCCCCUUCUUCGCCCACAACGGCCGCAGGAGCCGUCCCGCCUCUUGCGUCUCCGCUCGCACCGCGGCCGCGGUCUACGGCCACCGCACCGGGGGCCGGCGGUGGCGUCCGCUGCGGGUGACGUGCGAGAAGGUAGUGGGCAUCGACCUGGGCACCACCAACUCUGCGGUGGCAGCCAUGGAGGGCGGCAAGCCCACGAUCGUCACCAACGCCGAGGGCGCGCGGACGACGCCCUCCGUCGUCGCCUACACCAAGGCUGGCGACCGGCUCGUGGGCCAGAUCGCCAAGCGGCAGGCCGUCGUCAACCCGGAGAACACCUUCUUCUCCGUCAAGCGUUUCAUCGGCCGCAAGAUGAACGAGGUCGAUGAGGAGUCCAAGCAGGUAUCGUACCGCGUCAUCAGGGAUGACAACGGGAACGUCAAGCUCGACUGCCCCGCGAUUGGCAAGCAGUUCGCCGCAGAGGAGAUCUCCGCCCAGGUGCUGAGAAAGCUGGUGGAUGAUGCAUCAAAAUUCUUGAAUGACAAGGUGACAAAGGCAGUAAUCACAGUCCCUGCGUACUUCAACGACUCACAAAGGACAGCAACAAAAGAUGCUGGCCGCAUUGCUGGGUUGGAGGUUCUGCGUAUUAUAAACGAGCCUACUGCUGCAUCGCUAGCAUACGGUUUUGAGAAAAAGAACAAUGAAACGAUUCUGGUUUUUGACCUCGGAGGUGGCACCUUCGAUGUUUCAGUUCUUGAAGUUGGUGAUGGUGUUUUCGAGGUGCUGUCUACGUCCGGUGACACUCACCUUGGUGGUGAUGACUUCGAUAAGAGAAUUGUCGAUUGGCUGGCUGCAGACUUCAAGAACAACGAGGGUAUUGACUUGCUGAAGGAUAAGCAAGCUCUGCAGCGACUGACAGAAGCAGCUGAGAAAGGAAAGAUGGAGCUAUCGUCCUUGACGCAAACAAAUAUUAGCUUGCCUUUUAUUACAGCUACUGCAGAUGGCCCCAAGCAUAUUGAGACAACUCUUACCAGGGCUAAAUUUGAGGAGCUAUGCUCAGAUCUCCUUGACAGGCUGAGGACCCCUGUGGACAAUUCCCUUCGAGAUGCAAAGUUGUCGUUCAAAGACAUUGAUGAGGUAAUUCUUGUGGGUGGCUCAACCAGAAUCCCAGCUGUCCAGGAGCUUGUAAAGAAAAUGACAGGAAAGGAUCCCAAUGUGACUGUCAACCCUGAUGAGGUUGUUGCACUUGGAGCAGCCGUGCAGGCAGGAGUUCUGUCUGGCGAUGUCAGUGACAUUGUCCUUCUUGAUGUCACCCCUUUGUCCCUUGGUUUGGAGACACUGGGCGGUGUUAUGACCAAGAUUAUCCCAAGGAACACAACGCUGCCUACCUCAAAGUCGGAAGUCUUCUCAACUGCUGCCGACGGCCAGACCAGUGUGGAGAUCAAUGUUCUCCAAGGAGAACGAGAAUUUGUCAGGGAUAACAAGUCUCUUGGUAGCUUCCGGCUCGAUGGAAUUCCUCCUGCCCCACGUGGUGUUCCACAGAUCGAAGUCAAGUUUGACAUUGAUGCUAACGGUAUCCUGUCUGUCACUGCGGUGGACAAGGGCACUGGGAAGAAACAGGACAUUACAAUUACUGGGGCCAGUACGCUGCCGAAGGAUGAGGUGGAGAGGAUGGUUAAUGAAGCUGAGAAGUUUGCAAAGGAGGACAAAGAGAAGAGAGAUGCCAUCGAUACCAAGAACCAAGCUGAGUCAGUCAUCUACCAGACUGAGAAGCAACUUAAGGAGCUCGGCGACAAGGUCCCAGGUGAUGUCAAGGAGAAGGUAGAGACAAAGCUUAAGGACCUCAAGGACGCUGUUGCGGGUGGAGCCACACAGACGAUUAAGGAUGCACUAAGUGCAUUGAACCAGGAAGUCAUGCAGCUUGGGCAGGCACUCUACAGCCAGCAGGGUGCUCCCGGAGCAGGUCCUACCCCAGGUGCUGAUUCUGCCGCUGGAUCGGCUGGUGCAUCUGAGAGGCCUGCAGGUGAUGGCGAUGUCAUUGACGCUGAUUUUACCGACAGCAAAUGAGCAGCAGAAUGCUAGUUAGAUGAAGAAAUUUGCAGGGGCAUCUUCAGUGAUGGAGGCAUUUGUUCCACAAGAUUCUGUAGGAUGUGGGGUGUACUUUUUGUUAGAUUGGCACGUUGUUUACUCUUGUGGAGUUUUGGAUGGACGAGGCGACUUGGGGGAAGUUCAGCUUUAGCUGCCAAACGAAUACAUAGGACUUUUUUUUUUUGUUUUCCUGCUUUCUUUGAGAAAGCAGGCUGCUGCUGCUGCUGCUGUAGUGCUUUAUGCAUAUUCUGGACGGGAAUGGUUAAGUCGACACUGUGACAUUAAUUGGUUA
Messenger RNA from Phragmites australis (common reed), 2559 nucleotides. Its product is annotated as stromal 70 kDa heat shock-related protein, chloroplastic-like. Gene Ontology annotation, cellular component: cytoplasm; chloroplast. The transcript has 8 exons. The record is from RefSeq and is a predicted model, not a curated record. Gene Ontology annotation, molecular function: ATP binding; heat shock protein binding; ATP-dependent protein folding chaperone. Gene Ontology annotation, biological process: protein refolding; cellular response to unfolded protein. Bases 174 to 2246 code for a protein of 690 amino acids. NCBI's taxonomy places the organism in Eukaryota, Viridiplantae, Streptophyta, Magnoliopsida, Poales, Poaceae.